Messenger RNA from Eleginops maclovinus (Patagonian blennie), 2929 nucleotides. RefSeq names its product actin nucleation-promoting factor WAS-like. The transcript has 11 exons. Gene Ontology annotation, cellular component: actin filament. NCBI's taxonomy places the organism in Eukaryota, Metazoa, Chordata, Actinopteri, Perciformes, Eleginopidae. Gene Ontology annotation, molecular function: actin binding. The record is from RefSeq and is a predicted model, not a curated record. The coding region runs from base 174 to 1772 and encodes 532 amino acids. Gene Ontology annotation, biological process: actin filament polymerization.
AGAGUGGUUGUCCGUUUCCUGCUUUCAGUUGAUGUGUGCGCAGAACAGAGAAGAGAAACUUCCUUGACUCUAGAGCUCAGUAUUCUGACAGUGAACAGAGGACGACUGUCUUUUUGUUUGUUUAUUUAAAUGCUGUGCACAUUGACUUGAGAUAAGCUGGGAUAUUUAUCAUCAUGAGCCGUGGAUCUAAAACUAAAACGGAGAGCGCCAGGAGCUCUCUGCUGAGCCAACAGGAGAAUGAGAAGUGUGAGGAUAUCAUGGGCAGAAGGUGUGCUUCCAUGGCCACUGCAGUCGCUCAGCUGUUCAUGGCUCUGCCUAACAGCCCCUCUGUGUGGAGCCUGCAACACACUGGAGUCGUGUGCUUCGUCAAAGACAACCUUCAGCGCUCCUACUUCAUACGGUUAUUUGAUCUGAAGAUGGGGAAGAUGGUUUGGCAGCAGGAGAUAUACAACCAAUUAGUUUACUCCUCACCACAGCCGUUCUUUCACACCUUCGCUGCGGAUGACUGCCAAGUGGGACUGAACUUUGCGACGCAGCAGGAAGCAGAAGACUUCCAAUAUGCUGUGGAGGAGAAAAUCAACCAGAGAAACACUCGUCAAGAUAGGAAACAGCGUCCCCCGCCACCAAGUGAUAGAGGAAACCUGCCUCAAGUGCCGAUUGAAAAAGCGUCCCCUGGGUCUCUCCACAUUGCCACAGUGGAUAUCCAGAACCCGGACAUCCAUAGCUCCCGGUACCGCUCGAUGCCUGCUCCUACUCUUUCCUUAGGCCUGAAAAAAGGAAAGAAGGACAAGAAGACAGGAAAGAAGGGCGCCAAACUCUCCAAAGCAGACAUCGGGGCCCCCAGUGGAUUUAAGCAUGUGGGUCAUGUGGGCUUCGAUCCGGACAACAUCGACCCCGAUAUGUGGAAGCUGCUCUCUCAGGCCGGGAUCAGUGCGGACGACAUGAGUGACGAACAGACGUCGCAGAUGAUCUACAACGUCAUCGAGCAGUCCGGAGGCAUGGAGGCCGUCAAAAGGGAGGUGAACAGAGGCGGACCUCCACCGCCUCCACCUGGCAGACAGGGGCCUCUUCCUCCUGUCCCGGGCUCUGGGGCCCCGAUGCCUCCACCUCCUCGAAGCCGCUCCGGCCCCCUGCCUCCUGUCCCAGGACACUCACCCCACUCAUCUGCUGGACGUGGAGCCUUACCAACCCCACCUCCUUCAUCAAACAGAGGCGGACCUCCACCACCACCCGCAGCUCUGCCUCACUUCCCCUCCCCACCACCCUCUCACGGCCCCCCCUCAAUCCCCUCCCACAACCUGCCUCCUCCUCCGCCGCCAUCCGGCCCACAUCGCUCCACCGCACCUCCUCCUGUCCCAUCUACACCCAACAGAGGGGGAGGUGGAGGGCCUCCUCCUCCUCCUCCUCCACCACCUCCACCUCCCUUUGGUAAUGCCCCACCUCCUCCUCCUUCUUCCAGUGUAAAACCAUCACCACCAGCUUCUGCAUCCGGAGGAGGAGGAGGAGGAGGAGGAGGAGGAGGAGGAGGAGGAGGAGGAGGAGGAGGAGAGACCAGAGGAGCUUUGCUGGAUCAGAUCCGACUGGGGAAGAAGCUCAAAAAUGUGAUAGACAGUCCCGACACAGCUCCAUCUACACCAGCAGACUCUGGCGAGGGCAUCGUUGGUGCUCUCAUGAUGGUCAUGCAGAAGAGGAGUAAAGCCAUCCAUUCCUCUGAUGAAAGUGAAGACGAGGGAGGAGAUGAAGACGAGGAUGACGAUGAGUGGGACGACUAGUUUCAGGAUUUUGAACCUCGUGUAAACAUUUGAAUUGCAAAACUGGUACAUGAUUGAUUAAGUUAUGAUUGGUUAAAGGUAUAAUAUGCAGCAUUUUCAUAUAAAAAAACAAAACACGUUUAGCCUCUCAAUCUAAAAAGGUCCCCUCUCAAUCCUCACCUAUGUCAAACUGUGUGUGGCAGUGUUUGACCCUGCCGGUAUUACCUCUACUCUUCUUUUUUUCGGGAUGUUUCUAGGUUUAAAAAAUAGCCUGUUGUGGAUGUGUGCGGCGUUUACUCAUUCCCAGGUUUUCAAAUACAGAUACCGGGACAACAGAAAGCCUUUGGCAAGUACAGAAAGUGGUGGAGAACAAGUCGUUACAUCCCUGUUUGUUUUAAGGUGCUCAAGCAAACCCAUGUCUUUCUCUCCACACACACGCACGCACGCACACACACACACACACACACACACACAUACACACACACACUCUACACUCUAUACUAUAUUUGUACUUUUUAAUUGAAUUACCGGGGUGUUAUGUCUCAAGAAUCUGUCAGGCUGAAAAGAUCUUCCACAAAAGGACAACCUUGUGAACACAAUCAUCUAAAGAAAGCAGGUUUUUUUCUGAAUUGAGAGCUGAGGAUGUCUUUGAAUUAUUGGGCCUCGUGGACUUUAACGUAAAAUGUAUUAAAGACUACUUGAAAGAAACAGCCAGUUUUUUAAUGGUAUUUCAUUCGACGUGUCAUUUUUGAUGAAGCUAAACUUGUCAUGAUAGAAGCUGGGACGGUGUUAUUUGCAUAGUUUUUCUCAUGUUUCUGUUGUCCUGCCUGCUGACUACGUUAUUACUUUUGGCGGAAGCUUUUGGACCUCCUCCUGCAUGGAUCCCACUGUUUACUAUAUCAGUUUUGUCAUCGCCUAUUUGAUCCUUUUACUCUGUUUUCUCAUUCGGUACAAACAAAAUCCAUUGCAUAUCUGUCGGUUCUUGGAGAGGGAUCCCUCCUCUUUUCCUCAUUUCUUCCAUUAGUCCGCCGUUAAUUGUGGGUUUCAUUUUGAGGAGUUUUUUUAUUUUGCACUGCAUGGGUCUAAGGACAGAGUAGCUUUAUGCUGUAUACUCUGUAAAGCCCCCUGAGACAAAUGUGUAAUUUGUGAUAUCGAUGAAUAAAAUGUUUACACAAUGA